Phoenix dactylifera (date palm) is the source of this 845-nucleotide messenger RNA. RefSeq names its product small ribosomal subunit protein uS17-like. Gene Ontology annotation, biological process: translation. NCBI's taxonomy places the organism in Eukaryota, Viridiplantae, Streptophyta, Magnoliopsida, Arecales, Arecaceae. Gene Ontology annotation, molecular function: structural constituent of ribosome. Gene Ontology annotation, cellular component: cytosolic small ribosomal subunit; ribosome. The record is from RefSeq and is a predicted model, not a curated record.
CGAGAAGCCUAACCCUAACCCAGAACCCAAAACCUAAAACCUGCACCGUAUAAAACUAGGGUUUUUCCGGCCUCUCCUUUUAUCCCGCCGUUUUCCUCCGUCUCUCUCUCUCUCUCUCUCUCUCUCUCUCUCUCCCGUUUUAGGUCCUUCUCCUUCGUUCGAUCAUGGCGGAACAGACUGAGAGGGCAUUCCUUAAGCAGCCAAAGGUUUUCCUUAGCUCGAAGAAACCUAGUAAGGGGAAGAGACCUGGUAAGGGUGGGAACCGCUUCUGGAAGAGUAUUGGUCUUGGAUUCAAGACUCCUAGGGAAGCUAUUGAAGGAACAUACAUUGACAAGAAAUGCCCAUUCACUGGCAAUGUUUCUAUUAGGGGCCGCAUUUUAGCUGGCACAUGCCAUAGUGCCAAGAUGAACAGAACUAUCAUCGUCCGUAGAAAUUACCUCCACUAUGUGAAGAAGUAUCAGAGGUAUGAGAAGAGGCAUUCAAAUAUCGCAGCACAUGUAUCCCCAUGCUUCCGUGUGAAGGAAGGAGACCAUGUUAUCAUUGGCCAGUGCAGGCCAUUGUCCAAGACUGUGAGGUUCAAUGUUCUAAAAGUCAUUCCAGCUGGAUCAAAAGGUGGUGGGAAGAAGGCGUUCACCGCAAUCUGAUGUUUUUAACAUUGUGUUCUUACAUAUUGCAGUUGGAUGAAGUAGGUCCAGGUUUGAAUUGAGCUCUUUGAAUGAAUUAAAUGCCACUUGAACAGAGUUAGCCCGUUUAUUGCUUUUAGAAACUCUCAACUAGUGCUGUUUAAACAGAACUCAACACUUUUCUCUCGCAAAAAAAUUAUCUUUUUGGAUUUCGACUAAAUA